UGUACUGUAGCAGCCGUAUUCACUCUUUAGUCUUUAAACUAAUAUUGUUAUUAUUAUUCAUGUCGGAAUAAACUCACACCAUGAGUUUCUUGUACCUGAGGGGUGUCGUGUUCUUCACCUUGAUACCUGUAAUGCUCAACAUGCGAGUUAUGGAUGAUGGACUUUCACUCAAUUGUACACAAGAGGAAGUACAGUGUAGACCUGAGAUCAAUAACUGCAUGUAUGAUGGAUGGCUCAAGCCUUCAGAUUUCACUCCCAGUGGUCCUGAUGAUUUAAAAGUGGGUGUUAAUGUAAGGACUAAUAUGAAAGGUGAACUGGAGCCAGUGAUUGUGGCAGAAUGGAAAGCAAAGGAUGAUGGGAGCAUAAGAUUUUUAACAGGAACGGAGUUCAAUGUUUUGAGGUUGUCUACCAAUGAGCACCUGUGUGUCCAUUACAAUUUUCUUCAUACUUUUAAGUCCAUGAGAAAUUCUUAUGAUGAAAAGUGGUCUUUCUCUGUGGAUAAAGUUGUGGUAGAUCCAGGCAGUACAUACCUUGUGACUGUCUCCAAUCUUCCCAAGCCAAAUAUACAACACACCAGUUACAACAUAAACAAAACGGUUGUUGUUCCAGGUUGCGAUGAUCCUUUGAUGCGCCAGACUAAAAUCUGUUUUGAGAGAGGGGAUACUUGGCAACCCAACAUUACCAUGGUGAAAACAAAUGGUUCAGAUGGCAAGCCUGUUCUGUUUGUUACAUUUAAUCCUGGAGAGAAUGCAGAAAAAUACAACAUUUUUGUAAAGUGCAGCCGUGACAGCCAGAUGAAGACUCUUUAUAAUGAGAGGAAGACUUUACUGAAUGUGACAUAUGACCUGGAUAACUGGCCAAAAACGUGCUGUGAUUUUAAUGUUCAGAUCCAGCCGUUUUUCAGAAAGUGUGCAAAUGACUGUCGUCGAAAAAAUCGCAGUUUUAACAUAUGUGCUGUACCACUACGAAUCAUCACUGAAACAGAUUCAGCACUGUGGAUCAUUCCUGUUGCUUUAUUCCUUCUAGUUUUUGGCAUUGGUUGUUGUGCCGUUUAUUUACGCUUAAGGAAACCAAAGAAAGGUCCUGAAAAGCCACCAAACCUUCAUCCACAUCCUGAAGUGCCCGUUCCACCUGGCUCACGAUCCGUAUUGAUCUUCUACUCCCGGGAUCAUCCUUUAUACACAGACAUAGUGCUGAAACUUUCUGCCUUCCUACGGGCAAAAUGCGGGAUUGAGGUCGUGCUAGAUCUGCUCGACACUACUUGGGUGGGUACAAUCGGUCGGCUGCAGUGGAUCGAGCAACAAAAGCGUCGCAUCGAGCAAUCCUCCGGCAAGAUCUUGGUCCUGUGCUCCCGAGGGAUGCAGGCCAAGUGGGGCGCGAUCUGCGGCGAGCCUCGGAUCCUCUUACGGGAGGAUGCGCGAUCGCCGAUGGGAGACAUGCUGACCUUGGCGCUUCAACUGAUUACACCUGAUAUGCAAUAUCCCGCUUCCUACGGGAAGUAUUUGGUGGCGUAUUUCGACGACCUUUGCAAUGAAUGCGACGUGCCGUCUAUGUUUGACAUUGCGGUUAAGUACAAGCUCAUGAAGCAUUUCGAAGAGCUCUACUUCCAUAUUCUCGAUGUGGAGAAAUAUCAGCAAGGGAUAAUGCAUUGCAUUAAGGGCAUCAGCAAAGAUGACUACUUCAAAUGCCCGUCAGGAAAGGCCUUGAGGGAUGCCAUAGAGACCUUCCAGGCCUAUCAAAUGGAAAAUCCAGAUUGGUUUGAGAAGGAGCAGGUGAACAGCGAAGAGGAUGUAAGAGGAGAAUCCAGUCCGCUUCUCGACGACAUCCAAACUGGCGUGCAGCCGAUCUACGAGUUGAAACCUGUGUAUAAUGACGGUCUUCCGAUCUUCGUGAACGAGGUGGAAGUUCACCAGGAGACCCAUAGCGUUUGUGCCGUAAUUCCUCAUAUUUACGAGACCCCUGAGGAGUCCCCGGUCAGGAUCAUUAAUCCCGUCAUCCGUGCAGAACACAGCCAAGUGCUUUCCAAUUAUCCAGAAGUGGAACCUCCUCUUGAAGUACCUAUAGUUGGUAUGAUCCCCGUUGGUCCUGAAAGCUACCCGUAUCUCCUUGCUGAAGGUGUACAAGUGGAACCAGCAAAUUUACCUUCGGAGUCAGGAUGGAAUGAAAUGUAUCCGAUGGGGGAACAGUCGGAUAGCUUUCGGACCCCGAGCGCCGAAGUUCAGGACCAAUCGUCCUUUUCGCAGCCUUCCGAACAAGCUGUUCAGCAGCUGGUGGACUUAUUUAACACUUUAUGGACUCCUUGUGGAGUCACAGCACCUCCGCCAUCAAUGGAAGAUAGUUUCCAGCUUAACCAGGAGAUGGACCUAUCCCAGCCAGUGGAGGUGGAGGAAAAUGAAAUGGAUGGAGCAUCACAGACCAGACCAUCAGAAGGGUCCGAUCAGGGCUAUAGUUCCAGAUCUAUAGUGACGCCACAUUACUAUCUGAAAUGAUGACAUUGACACACAUGUGUGAUCAUUUUACUUUUACUGUGGAGUGAAACAAGUACCUUAUUAAACAAGUUGAUAUACAACAGCACAUCACAUCAUUUAAGCUUAUGUUUAGCUAUUUAACACAGGUCAAAGUGAUUGGGUUUGUUAGGAUCAAUCGUUUAAUCAGUGAUUUGUUGUAUUAUAUUGCACUGGAAAUGUUUUUAUUGUUCUUGCAGUUUAUCAGCUAUAACUAUCUACUGAUUUGUAUAUAAUUUUGACUGUAAAUAAAGUAGCACUCUUUGGUAAUAUUCUGUCAUGUGCUUUUUAAUGUAAUUAUUAUUAAAUCUCUGGCAAUUAUAACUGCGUCGCACUUAAUUUUAUCCAAUAAUAUAACCAGAACACAUCCAGACUACACUCUUAAAAAUAAAGUUGCUUCGCGAUGCCAUAGAAGAAGAAUAUUUGUCGUUAUAAAAUGAUAUGAAAGAAAUGGUUCUUCUGUGGCAGGGUUUCCCAAACUGGGGUUCGAGAACCUGUGGUGGUUCACAAGGGAAUUGCAGGUGUUCGUGAGUUGAUGAAAAACAAUUUACCAUUCAGACCGCCUGCAAAGUUGCAGAGCGACCUGAUCUCAUUCAUUUAAAUAGAAGCUUGGCAACACAAGCGAACCAUUGGCGACUGUUGGGUGUGUGCAGCAGCUCAACAAAGUUAAGAAAAUUUUAACUUUAUGCAAAUGAUGAGUGACAUUCGGGAGUGACUACCAAUGAGAGCAAAGCAGUGAAGUUCACGUCAUCCAUCUCUCAUCAGUUACCGCAAUGGACAGUAGAUGUCUUCUCGGGUCUUCUAAAGAAAUGUCCCGAAACCAAUGUGCAUAAAUCUUUUUUUUUAAGACAGACCUGACCCGAGACUAACCCAACAAAAUUAGACCCGAGUCCAACCCGACCAAUUGCCAAUUUUUUUAACCCGACUGGACCCGAAUGUAAACUGCCCUGACGUGUGUGCAGUCUGCAGCCCCACAUGCACCCUGGUGGCCUUGCAACCAGUUUGGCCCGCUGCUCCGUUUAUUUUCAUUCGAUGACACCAAGGUAACCGCUUACAGUGUGUAUUUAAAAUUGAUUGACAGGUCUGUCGCAAUGAAAAUAAACCUACCGCCAGCCACACAAUGUCGCAAGCUCUCUUGACAAGCAGAGGAGGGGUUGGAAAAGGACUCGAUGCACACACGAGAGAUAGUUUGGGUCUUCUCGGGUCCGUUCGGCAAAUACAAAUUCAUUUUAAAUCCGAGAAUGUUAUACGCGACCUAUGUCUGAGGCACACUUGAAACUUUUAGACCCGAACUCUCUGGGAUUGGAUCUAAGUGGACCUGUGAAGACCUCUAGUGGACGGUACUCAUUUGUUUCUGACCAAAUUCAGAAAUGGCUCCUAAUAACCUCAAUCAAAGAGACAAGGCGACACACAGUGAGAAAGUCGCUGGUGGUAUGAACGAGCGGUAAGCUGCGUGCACACGGCAAUGGCAGAGCAACGCAAUCUCAUUUCUUUCAAUGGGAGCCUAGUAAUUUUCAGCAACAUCGGCUAUUGGUGACAGGAGGUGGGCGUGUCCAACUAUGCGACAAAGUUGAGAACAGUUCAGCUGUAUGCAAAUGAAGAGUGACUUUCAGAAGCGACAACAAAUGAGAAUGAAGCAGUGGAAUUCACAUCAUCCGUAUAUUUCGUCAUUUACUGAGAGCUCGAUUACUCAUUUUUUGUUGUGGCUUGUGGUAAAUGACGAUAGACGGAUGAAG
Molecule: messenger RNA, 4240 nt
Organism: Paramisgurnus dabryanus
Lineage: Eukaryota; Metazoa; Chordata; Actinopteri; Cypriniformes; Cobitidae
Source: RefSeq, a predicted model, not a curated record